AUGACGAACAAUAUUGACAUCCACUACGCCACUGAGUCUGAGGCAGCCGCCCUUGGCGCUAUCAAUAUAGCCAGUUUCAGACAUCAACAAAUGUGGCUAAAUGCUCUGCCGGGGAUCGAGCCCGAGAUCUGUAUACCGAUGAAACAGGCUCGUUGUCUCGAGAAGAUGGAGUCCCCUGAUAUCCAUGUUUUCUCCGCGGUGGAUACCAGCGUUGAUCGGAUAGUGGGGUAUGCCCGCUGGACAGUUCCCUGGGAGGAAAAUAAAGUCGAGUUAUCCGAGGAGGGCAGAGCGAUGGUGGCGAAUGCAGCAAGCCUAAGACCAAAGGAAAUGAGGGAAGAUGUCUGGGAAGCCGCUUUCAAGCGGAUCAAAGAGAAAAGGGCUGUUAACGUUAAAAAAGAUGACAUGGUCCUGGAUAUUCUAGCCAUUUCACCCGAAUACCAAGGCAAGGGGAUCGGCAGCAAACUGCUACGGUGGGGGACUCAACAAGCUGAUGCCCGCAACGCGCGCAUCUAUCUUGAGGCCACCAUCGAGGGAUACCCGCUCUACCGCAAGUACGGGUGGCACGAAAUGGAGAGGCUUGUGAUUGACUAUGCAGAGUACGGUGGCACCGGCCAGGCGGUGUUUGUGCUCAUGAUGCGAGACCCUCAGAGUACCGCCCUGGCACAGGCUGCUAGAACGGAGACCAAGACUUUCAAUAUGGCGCUCCAGAUCGUCCCCAUGACCAAACAGGACAUUCCUGAGGCCGUAGAAUGCGUCCAGACGGCGUUUGCCGAGGAUCCGUAUUUCCACUGGUUAUUCGAUUCUUCAGAAUACAAUAUCCACCGGAACGCCGCCUCCCUCGCCGCCCACUUUCAAUAUGGCCUGAACUGCAACACCCCGAUGUACGUCGCCAAGGUCCCUAUCAGCGACAAGCACCCUCGCUCGGUCGUCGGCGUCAGCUGGUGGUUCUCUCCCCAGCCGGCCUCCAAGCCCGUCCCUUGGUCCGUCUGGGCCCAGGACUGGCUCCUCUCCUUCCGCCAGUUCUUCUUCAACGUCCGCUUCGGCGGACGAGGUGGCCUCAACCUGUACCGGUACAACAUGUGGAAGGAGAUGCAGCGGAAAACCCACGACGUAGUCUGGACCGACCCGCGCGGGUAUUACUUCUGUAAUGUCUUGGCUGUGAGCUCGGAAAUGCGCGGGAUGGGGCUGGGCCGGAAGCUGGUGGAGGUUGUCACGCAGCAGGCGGAUCGUGAUGGCAUGCCAUGUUAUUUAGAGAGCUCAAAGGGAGUUCCGAAUAUCAUUAUUUACGAGAAAUUGGGCUUUAACUUAGUCACGGAGAUUGAUUGCGUGGAUGGAAAGGAUGCUUGCAAGGUGAGUUGGUCUGUUUUGCUUGUGGGUUAUGCUAAUUUUGUAGCUGUAUUGUAUGGUUCGGAAGCCGAAGAUCAAGGCAUAAAACGGACUAUUACAGGUUUUGCCUUAUGA
Molecule: messenger RNA, 1461 nt
Organism: Aspergillus nomiae NRRL 13137
Lineage: Eukaryota; Fungi; Ascomycota; Eurotiomycetes; Eurotiales; Aspergillaceae
Exons: 4
Coding region: 1-1461 (486 amino acids)
Molecular function (GO): acyltransferase activity, transferring groups other than amino-acyl groups
Source: RefSeq, a predicted model, not a curated record